Messenger RNA from Centrocercus urophasianus (Greater sage-grouse), 3704 nucleotides. RefSeq names its product acyl-CoA thioesterase 12 (gene ACOT12). Bases 1965 to 3458 code for a protein of 497 amino acids. Gene Ontology annotation, cellular component: extracellular exosome. The transcript is spliced from 15 exons. NCBI's taxonomy places the organism in Eukaryota, Metazoa, Chordata, Aves, Galliformes, Phasianidae. Gene Ontology annotation, molecular function: acetyl-CoA hydrolase activity; lipid binding. The record is from RefSeq and is a predicted model, not a curated record.
UGAGGAGCGCAAAAAAAAAACAGGGCAGUGAAGGGAAAGUCAGGGAUGGAGCAGUGAGAAGUACUGGAGGAUGGAAAAGAGAACCCCGGGUAAAAAAAGCCACCCACUUCAGAGACUUUUAUCGUCUCUCUCAUGGCUUCUGGAGAUGAUUUGCCGACAGCCAUCUACAUUCGUGCACACGAAGCCUCGUGGAGAGCAGCAUGAUGUGGGAGCAUGUGCUCUCAUGGCAUUGCUGUGCUGGGCUGAGUGCUGGCGUGCACUGUGCUGGAGCAGCUGUACGUACAGGCUGGGCCAGGCUUUGCACACUGGUGUAGCUGUAGAUAUCCCUGUUCCUUGUGGGGGAGGUGGACGAGGUGACCCUUAAAAGGCCCGUUCCACUCAAACGACUCUAUGAUUCUAUAACCCUUCAGAUGGAGAAAGCAGUGGGAUGCAGGGGCAGCAGCCGGCACACUUCUCAGGGCCACUGCAAGUUUGCUGAGUGGUGUGAUAUUGCACGAAGGAAUUGCUUUGUCUUCAGCCUUUUGGUUAUUUCGCUCUUAAAAAUGCUUUUUUUGAAAGGCUCCUCGCCACAGAAAGCCCCUAAGUCCUAGCUCUGCAGCAGAGUUGGUCCUUGCUCCCUGGGCUACAAGUUAAUCUGCGAUCUUAAUCAGCUGCAGACUGACUGCAGAGCUUCCUUUCAGCCCACCUUAACUGUUUUUCUUUGGUUUGUCUUAAAACAGCAGCAGUCAGUCAUGCCACUCAUCCCUUCGCACACAGAGGGUUUGUAACACUUGAAUCCUGUGUCACAGCAUGCUAAACAUGACAGAUAGGAUUUUUUUUGCUGUAGCAUCUUUUCCCAAUGCUAGUGCCAACUGCAUUUGCCAGCACCAGUGUCACACCCGUGUUCUGUGUCCUACUGCUUCAGGCUUGACCCAGCUGGCCUCUUGCUCCACUUUUGAGUUUACAAGAUAUCGCUGUCAUGUUCAUUAUCUUCUAUUAAAACUCCAGCUUCAUAGUCGAUAGGGACCUCUUACCCUGGGUGGAUCAAUGUGUUCUUCAUGAGUGCCUUCAUGUGUUUCACAAUCAUGUUUUAAAAGGGAAUUUCUCAGGUGCUAUGAUAACGCAUGCACUAUCUUCUGUCUUACCCCUCCAAGCUUAUUCUUGCACAGAUCACUAAAAAUAUUGUUAGGCUUCUUGUGAGUGAGACCCCCUACCUCUUGGCAGAGCACUACCAUCAGCAUUUUUAGCCUUUGUCAGUCAGGAAACUUUUUGGAGCUGGGGUUUCUGGUGUUUGCACAGCCCCCGAGGUGCUGGAGAUUGAGCCUGUGACAUUAAACUCUAGUGCUGUUGUCAAAUAAGUGGUAAAUCGCAAUAACUUGCUUUUAAAAGAAUAACUAUUGAACUGUCGAAUGUUAACAGUAUAGACGUUGCCCUUUUUUAUAGUUAACUUUCCUGAUUAAUGCUAUUAAUAUAGAUGUUAUUUUUCGUAACUGUGUCUUAGAGAGAUGGAGAGCAUAGUACAGAUUUUGCUAAUAGUAUUUUGCAAUUGUUAUACAAAGUAAAUACUUACUUUAAUGUUUGAAUCUUGAUUGCAUUUUUUUUUAUAUAUAGUUCCUGCAUUUACUGCAACACUGAAGGCAUGCACAUACCUGCUUGCCACUGCUGCUACCAUGCUAUCAAGGCAGUAAAUCAUUUUCCUUUGUCUUGGAAUUCUCACGUAACAAAGUUUUUAUGCAGAUUUAACAUUGCCACGAUUCAAAGCAUCCUAGUUUUGAGGUGAUUGCUGGGAGUGCUAUAGACCUACUAAUACUUUUGUCCUGGAACAUGCUUGUUAGCUAUCUUGUAUCAGUGUCCAUUUUUAGCAGAAUACUUUAAACAGAACUUUCAAACUCAGGAGAAUCAUUAUAAUAGUCCAGACUCAUCUCUUGAUACUACCCUUAUUUCAUGCUGAGAAACAUGCUGGUGUGUCUUGUGUGACAGCAUCUAUGGAUGACAUACAGUUUGAAGAGGCUGCCAGAGUUGGACAAGUUAUUACCAUCAAAGCAAAGGUGAACAGAGCAUUCAAAACCAGCAUGGAGGUUGGCAUCAACGUUACAGUGCAGGAUGUUUUGACUAAUGUUGAAAAAAUUGUGAGUGUGGCAUAUGCAACAUAUGUAGUCAAGCCAGUUGGUCCUGAAAAGAUUGCAUUAGAACCUGUAAAGCUUCUGUCUGCAGAAGACCAUCUGGAGCAUGCCCUGGCUACUGAAAGGAAAAGAAUCCGACUGGGCUAUCAAGAGGUUUUUCAGAACCUAAUGCAGGAGAGUAAUAAAGAAGGUGACUACUGUGAAAUUUUUGAAGAGGAAGAUGCGAUUUCAGCUGACCUUACUCAUGUACAAAGUAUUGAGCUUGUCCAACCUCCUCAUGCAAACCAUCAUGGAAACACUUUUGGUGGUCAGAUCAUGGCUUGGAUGGAGACAGUGGCAAGCAUUUCAGCAAGUCGCCUUUGUCGUUCAUAUCCCAUCUUGAAAUCUGUCAGUAUGUUUAAGUUCUGGGGUCCAUCUGUUGUGGGUGACCGCCUUGUCUUCAAUGCAAUUGUGAACAAUACAUUUCAAAAUAGUGUGGAGGUUGGUGUUCGCGUCGAGGCUUAUAACUGUGAAGAAUGGAUCCAGAACCAAGCACGACAUAUUAACAGUGCAUAUCUCAUUUUUAACUCCGUGAAUGACAAAGGCGAGCAGCUCGCUUUCCCCAAAAUCAAACCUAUUACUAAGGACAGUGUGCGACGAUACCAUGGAGCUAUUGCCCGAAAGAGAAUUCGACUAGCCAGAAAAUACAUGUUGUCUGCUAAAGAAGACAAACCUUAUGAUCUGUGGGAGAAAAGCAACCAGGCAUAUAUGAGUUACAGCAAUAUAGCUACACUGACAUACCUGGCAGCAAAAACGGGAUGGGAAGUAACCAGUACACUGAAUAACAUAAAAAUAUGGACCCGUGAGGAUGGUGAUGUCUUGUCAUUCAAAGUAGAAAUGCAAGUGAAGACAGCAUCACAUGUAGCUUUCUCCCUUUUGUCUGACUUCACAUACUGCCAGCAAUGGGACAAACAUUUCUUAACUUGUGAAGUCCUACAGGCUGUGAGUGAAGAGGACAAAAUAUAUUACGUUACCUCACCACCUCCACACAUGAGUGGCCAUCAGCCCAGGGACUUUGUGAUUCUUGUGUCUCGAAGGCAACCUCUUGAGCCCAGUGAACCAUACAUAGUAGCUGUGAAGUCAGUAACCCUGACAUCUGUGCCACCUUCUUCUGAACACUGCAGAAGUGAAAUCCUGUGUGCUGGAUUCCAGAUCUACAGUGACAGCAGCAGCUCCUGUAGGGUGUACUACUUCAAUCAAAUGACAUCAAGUCUUGUGCCUUACUUAGCUGCAGGUCUUACUGGCUCAUUAAACACCAUUGAAGACACAGCUUUGGAGUGUAUUAAGUUCUUGGAGCUGAAGGGCAGCAAGUACUGAAGUUAACACAAAUCUGUGAAAAGAGUGUGAGAAACUGUCAAGCAGUAUUAAUUUAAGUUUUUGCAUAUGUGUUAAUUGUUCUACAAGUUACUUUGAGUCAUGCAGCUGACAGUGGACUAGAGCUGGAUUUUGUGUCAAAUUAGGAUUAGACUGCAUGCUCUAAAUUCAAGUUUUCUAUUAAAAAAAAAAGAUUAAGGCACAAAGGUUCAAGGAAAGGCUGGAUGUUGUGUUGAGGGACAUGGUUUA